Messenger RNA from Haliotis rubra (blacklip abalone), 1434 nucleotides. Its product is annotated as AP-4 complex subunit sigma-1-like. The record is from RefSeq and is a predicted model, not a curated record. The transcript has 7 exons. Gene Ontology annotation, biological process: vesicle-mediated transport; protein transport. Bases 350 to 787 code for a protein of 145 amino acids. Gene Ontology annotation, cellular component: intracellular membrane-bounded organelle. Lineage: Eukaryota; Metazoa; Mollusca; Gastropoda; Lepetellida; Haliotidae.
GAAAGGGGGCGCUGAUCAAGUCAUGACGUCAUUCAAGAAAAUCAAGGAAUCCCAAGAUUAUCUUUCACCUCCUCCACUGGCGUUCAUUUCGUGGAGUGACAGCUCUUGAUGCAUGUUCACUUCCAUUGCUAGCACCGGAAUGUUGAGUGAUAGAUCUUUAUGCAACAACAGCGCCUGUUAGCUACGAGAUAAGACGACGCUUGUGGUCGAUACGGAAAAUGCCCGAGGGUUAGAGUGACCUGACGAUAGUUGAGAGGUGUCUGGCUACAUUGAUCUCAUCCUAGAUAAGCCCAGUGGAUCCUUUGUCAGAUGGAAUGACAUGAAUCAUCAGAGUCAUUGACUAAACACGAUGAUUAAAUUUCUCUACAUUAUUAAUAAGCAAGGGGUGCUUAGGCUUUCCAGGUAUUUCCAACACAUGGGCUUAAAGGAAAGGAAUCAGCUGCAAACCAGUAUCAUCAGGAGUGUCAUGGAAAGAUCUGAUAAACAGAGGUGUUUAGCCCAACUCCAAACUGAAGGGCCUACGAUAGUUUACAGGAAAUAUGUGAGCCUGUACAUGAUAUCAGCUGUAACUCCAGAUGAGAAUGAGCUAGCAGUGUUGGAGCUGAUGCAGAAUAUCUUGGAAACCCUGGACCAGUAUUUUCAGAAAGUUACUGAGGUAGAUAUAGUGUCUAAUACUGAGCGGGUGCACAUGGUGUUAGAUGAAAUGAUUGUUAAUGGUUAUGUUGGAGAGACAAGCAAAGUACGAGUCCUUGUACCAUUACAGUUACUGGAUGCAGCCAAGAAGUGAUCAUAUGGCAGUGUUCAAAAUCUAAAGACGGGCAGGGCCCAUGGGACUUUCAGUGUUUGAUUCUUGUGACCCACCUAACCUUCAUCUUUGAUGAAAUGGUUGCUGAACCAGGCAAGAGUUUAUUCCUUGUAUCUCUACGAUUACUGGACACUACCAAGAAAUGAUGCCACAACGUUGAAUGAAAUGUUUGUUAGUGGAUGAGACCCACUUAAGAACCAGAAUAGGAAGCAUGGGCCUAUCUGCAAUACAUUUAGGUGGCUUCUGGUGAGAGAAGAAAACUGACUUCUUACACAUCUUCACAACUGCAGUAACUGACGUUCACAAAUGACCAGCUAGUUGGUGGAGUAUGAUCCAGUGAUGUGGAUGUUAAUCUAUUUAGUAUAUAAAUAAUAUUAAAAGGGAAAGAUCAGGACCUUAAGUAAACUGUGUUUUAUUGGAAGACUGUGCCAAGAUUUGGUGGUGAUUAAAUUGCUUUCCUGGAUAAGGUGUAAGUACAUACCUGUGUUGUAUGUUGAGACAUGACUUCCUUCACACAGUUAUUUAAUGUCUGGAAUGGAUCAGAGGAUCCCGCGGAUAAUUUCAGCAUAUGUGAUGAUGACAUGCUUGUAUGUAUGUUGUUAUAUAAAGUAUUUUCUUUAUGAAAACUA